Messenger RNA from Fusarium vanettenii 77-13-4, 1569 nucleotides. RefSeq lists its product as uncharacterized. Bases 1 to 1569 code for a protein of 522 amino acids. The transcript is spliced from 4 exons. Gene Ontology annotation, cellular component: membrane. Gene Ontology annotation, biological process: transmembrane transport. The record is from RefSeq and is a predicted model, not a curated record. Lineage: Eukaryota; Fungi; Ascomycota; Sordariomycetes; Hypocreales; Nectriaceae. Gene Ontology annotation, molecular function: transmembrane transporter activity.
AUGUCGCCUCCCGAUCAAGCCGUGAAACUCGAAGACUUGCCUGGACAGGUCAGCAACAAGCUAUCCUAUGCCCAUGAAGAGGGCGAUCUGGAUGAAGCUUCCGGCCUGACUCAUGAGGAACUGGCAUUUGUUCGAGAUUUCCCCGAUGGCAAGAAGAAAAAAGUUCUUUGGAAGGUCGACGUUCGGCUGGUGCCGUUCUUGACCCUCUUGUACCUUUUUGCAUAUAUCGAUCGUGCCAAUAUUGGCAAUGCAAAAAUUGAAGGACUAGUUGAAGAUCUCGGCAUGACAGACGAUCAGUACAGAAUUUGUCUAAGCAUCUUCUAUGUCCCAUACAUCCUCUUCGAAAUCCCGAGUAACCACUACCUCAACAAAAUGAAGCGCCCGUCUAUCUACAUUGCCGCCAUCGUCAUUGCCUGGGGUCUCGUCAUGACCUUCUCUGGCCUUACCCAGAACUUUGGCGGUCUUCUGGCUAUCCGUCUAUUGCUCGGAGCAACAGAGUCUGGUUUCUUCCCCGGUUCAAUUCUCAUCAUCUCCAAAUGGUAUCUCCCCAACGAGACGCAAACCCGUAUCGCGGUUUUCUAUACGGCUUCUGCUCUGGCCGGCGCUUUCAGCGGAAUGCUCGCGGCCGGUAUCGCCCAGAUGGAUGGUAUCGGUGGUCUGGAGGGGUGGCGCUGGAUCUUCCUCCUCGAAGGAAUCGUCACGGUCUUACUGGGCGUAGUCACCUACUUCUGGCUUAUCGACUCCCCAGCCCUGUCGAGCGGAUGGCUUGAGCCUGAUGAGGUUCGCUAUCUAGAACUCCGCCAGCGCGCAGACCCAUCUCGUCGAGCCAUGGCGCGUGCCAAGAACGAGGGCACCGGUUCUGAUACUCGCAAAGCGUUGAUCAGUGUUCUUUGCGAUUGGCAAAUUUGGAUGCAUGGAAUCAUCUACUGGUCCAACACCGUGCCGAAUAACGCCCUCAAGUUCACCAUGCCGCAAAUUGUCCGCAACAUGGGCUUUGAAGCGACUCGCGCGCAACUCCUGACUAUUCCCCCUUACAUCAUCGGCGCUAUAUCCGCAUUCGUUUCUUCUUGGUUCGCCGACCGCUUCAGCUGGCGUAUGCCAUUCAUCGUUGGCCCGCAGCUCAUCGUUAUUGUGGCUUACUCGGUCCUCUUUGCUAUGGCUGGUGAUAUCACGAAUAACGUCCCCGCCUGCUACUUCAGUAUCUGUCUAGCGUGUUUAGGCCUGUACCCUAUCAACCCCUGCGGUAACGCAUGGAACCUGAACAACCUGGCUGGUCCUUCUAAGCGGGCAAUGGGCAUUGCUUUUAUGCUAUGCAUUGGCAACGUUGGAGGCAUCAUCGGUGGUUUCAUCUACAUCGACAGCGAGAAGCCCAAGUAUCCAACAGGUUUCGGAUCGAGCUUGGGCUUUGUGGCAGCGGGUGUCUUGGCUUGCCUCUUGGUUGAGGCUCUGUACAAGUACAUCAAUACCCAGAGGGCUAAGAUGACAGAGGAGGAAGUCUUUGCCAAGUAUACGCCCGAGGAGUUGGAUGCCAUGGGUGACCGAUCGCCAUUGUACAGGUACACCCUAUGA